UGUUCUCUCGUUUUUUUGGGACAACGGGUACAGUGUCCCAGUUUGACCCGACGCGACGCUAGCCAUGGCGGCGACACAAGAUCCGGGCGUCUUAGAAAAAUUUGAGAAAUGGGGCCUGCAGACAAUCAAGUCCCAGUUGCCUCGCGAGACAAGGCACUUGCGCGCCUGCAUCAGGUGCAGGCUGAUCAUGAGCAAGGCGCAAUUCUUUGAACUGGGCUGCCCCAACUGCCGUUCUCUCGAGAUGCAGGAGAACGAGAACCGGGUGGUGGCCUGCACUACUUCAAACUUCUCGGGAUUCUUCUCCAUGGUGAAUCCCGGGGCCUUCGCCUCGCGCUUCAACGGACUGGAGAAGCGAUCACCAGGUUGCUAUGCGCUGGCGGUACAUGGUCGACUCCCGGAUUUGGACGUGGGAGAUGACGACUACGAGCCUGACAUCGAUGAUGGUCCCGAGAGCGAGCUGCAAGGCAGCGCCCAGUUCGCUUCUGGCCCCGCAUCGCCGUCGCAGCGAUCGGAUGAGGACUUUGACAUGAUGAGAUUUUUGGCGUCGCCGUCCCCGGCGCCUGAACGGAAGGGCCCUGCCUCUGCGCGCUCGCGGCACAGCGGUGAGGUGUCACCUUCCCCAUCUCCGGCUCUGAAGGGUUCAGAGGCGAAGAGAAAGAGGCUGAGAAAAGCCGAGGUACCUUCUGCCUCGCCUGCCUUUAGUGCGUCCUCGGACCCUAAGCAGGCACCGGUUCUGAAGGACGAUGAGAGCGCGGAAUUCAGGUAGUGAGUUCCAGUGGAAGUGGAAACCCGUCUUGAGCACGUUCGCCAACGAAAGCGUGCUAUGCAAAAUUCGGGAGCGCAGUGACAGUGGCCGCCAGAAUUUUUUCGUGGCCUGAGCCGCUUUCGUGGCAGAUGGCCAAACUUUGCUGGAUCCCUAAACGAAGACUGAGAGGGGCCUUUAUUUGGCCCUGGCGUGGAGGUUUGAAGAGUCACGAGUUUGUCGAAUACACCCCAAAAA
This is a messenger RNA of Cladocopium goreaui, 1000 nucleotides long. The record is from the annotation of a GenBank genome assembly. Lineage: Eukaryota; Dinophyceae; Suessiales; Symbiodiniaceae.